UUCUCAGCCAUUUGCCGUGUCUGAGGCAGCACGUCCCUCCAUUCCUAGAACAUCAUUAGAAUGUGAACCUGAACCUGUGAAACUACAAAGGAGCAAAAAAUCCAGAUCUUUGGUACAAACCCUAGCCACUACACUCUCACAAGAGGACAGCUCCGAGACACACAAGGAGAAGGAGUCUGCUGCCAAAUCUCUGGACAGAAGUCCUGGCCCAUGAAAGCCAGUCACACCUUCAUCACGACAAGGAAGAAAAGGCCCAGCUUCCCAGAGCCCUUCCACAAAGCAGAGUCGGCCUGCAUCCGGAGGUGUUUCAACAAAAGCACCAGCAGCCAGUCCGGCCCCCAAAUCCCGUGCCUUAGAGGCGGCAGGUCCGUCAGAUGCAUAUGAUGUUUCAGUGGCUGCUGGACCUUCUGAAGUGGGUGCCAAGUCAAUGGCAGCUGGCCCAUCCAGACCAACCAGUCAGCCAGCUCAAAUGACUUCUGAGAAACCUGCAGCCGCAGUUGCUCCUUCUGAGCCAGGGAGUCGGGGCCAGGAAAGUGCCGCACAUUCACAGACAACAAAUGUGAAAUCCAAGGAGCCUAGCAAGGCACAGAGUAGCAGGCCACAGACAUCUUUAAGCCGCUCCCCAAAGAAGGGGCGCUCCACUUCUUGGAGCCCAUCACGGAAGGAAAAGAAGUCUGGGCUACAAGUCCACAGGACAACAGCAUCAGUAGCAGUGGGGCCUUUUCAACAAGGCUGGAAGACUGUGGGUGUGGGGCCCUCCAUGGUGGUUGGCCUGAUUACAAGCAGGCCCCAGAGCGGAGCACUGGGAACAGAUAAAGAAAGUAAAGAUCUAGCCAAGCAGAUCCAGCCAAGCAGUGCUGCAGGGAAACAGGAACCCCCCAGGAGCCAGAUGUCCAAGAACAAACUGAAAAAGGCUCUGAGUUCAGCUCGACAAAGAAGCAGCCUUACUUUUGUAACCAUCUAUAGUGUCCUGUCCUCAUCUAUGCAGAAACUGAAACUGUCAAAAAGCAGGGAAGAUUCUAAGCAGGUGGCUGUCAAACCUUCCAAACGUGUAACAAUCUCAGGCGUGAUUGGCCCAUCAGGGAAAAGUGUCCCGGAGGAGAAGAAGGAGGAAGAAGAGGCAGGAAAUCCUGAGCUCCACACAGUUGACAAUCUGAGGAUGGAUGCAGGCUCCAGUGCAGCAGCUAUGAUGGGGACAGAUACAGACCGCCCACCCCCACAGUCCCACGCUUCAAUGGGAGAAGGCGCCGCUGAGGCAAAGAGUCCUGCAGUUGGGGGUGGCAACUCAGAAGCAGCUGAAUUCUCAAGGCCAGGCAGCCAGAUCAUUGCCAGGGAGCCUGGUGUGGCAAACGUGACUUCCCAGAAGUCUGACCAGAUCAAGGAUGUGGGACAGCCCAGCACUCCCCGCCUGGAGGAUCAAGAUUAGGGUUGCCAGGU
Rhineura floridana is the source of this 1437-nucleotide messenger RNA. RefSeq lists its product as uncharacterized. NCBI's taxonomy places the organism in Eukaryota, Metazoa, Chordata, Lepidosauria, Squamata, Rhineuridae. The record is from RefSeq and is a predicted model, not a curated record. Bases 428 to 1426 code for a protein of 332 amino acids. The transcript is spliced from 4 exons.